Molecule: messenger RNA, 3307 nt
Organism: Thrips palmi
Lineage: Eukaryota; Metazoa; Arthropoda; Insecta; Thysanoptera; Thripidae
Product: F-box/LRR-repeat protein 7-like
Exons: 11
Coding region: 551-2719 (722 amino acids)
Molecular function (GO): protein binding
Source: RefSeq, a predicted model, not a curated record
CCGCCUUCAGGAAAACCUGAAAAAGGCAGUGCUUGGUACGACCAAAAGUCAAACGUCAUGAAACCCAUCAAGACCAAAAUUAAUAUGGACUAAAUGAACAAUGUACCACGUGGUGGUAGUGGCAGUGUAGUUGUGAGCCUUCUAUCUAACAUCAUAGACAACCUUUCGUUUACGUUUACUUUCGGAAAUGGGCCAUGGUCAUGUUUUUCUCACAUAAAACUAUCCAUAUUUUUAGUAGAGGGAGGUUGACUUUAGAAUAAAUCAAUCAAUCAAGAUUUCUCUAAAUUUUUCAUAUCACCUGAGCCUUGUUUCGAUCCAAUCGAAGAUCGACAUCCCCUCCCUCCUCCCCUCCCCCCCUCCUCAGAUUCUGUUCCGUUCCGUUCCGUUUUGACUGCCAGGCUUGUUUACAACAAAAGCACUUGUGUUUGCAUCUAGAAAGGAAAUGCUUUGUUGUGUCGCUGAAACGAAGCCCGGUGAGAAUCUGAGGGUUCCAAGACGGUGACACAAGGGUUAAGUGUACUUUUCAUCUUAGCGCCGAUUUGUCGGCGAUAUGACAGGCGCGAUGACCACUGUGACACGCUCGAAGAAACGACGCUGUGUGGAGGCUCAAGGCUCUGCUGGGCAUACGGAAAGUUCUAUUCAACCUAACUGCAGUCAAACUGCUGGGCCUGUGAAUAGUGGUAUUUAUGGAAGGCUUGAGCUUAUGGGGGCUCCCAGCAAGUCUGUCGAAAAACCCUUACAGUUAGAAGAAAAAGAUUGCCAUUUGAUUAGUUUUGCUCCUCGGAGCAACAAUCCAGUUGGUGUUGUUGGGGCAUCAAGCUCUACAGAACCGUCUCGAAUUAUGAGAUGUGAAUUGCCAGCUCGAUCUCGAAGAAGCAUAUCUCCUUUAGCGAGCAGCUCAACUAUCAAGAGUAUGGAUGUCAAUGAAACACAACAGGCGGCAAGACUUAUGAGGUGUACUUUGCCAGCUCAACCUAUCCAUCCCUUUCCAGUCUCCUUAGCAAGUUGUUCAUCAAGCCAAUGUGAUGACUUAAAUGAAAGUCAAGUUGUGCCUCCAGCUCGAAUUAUGAGAAGUGCCGGAUCAUCUCGAUCAAAGAUAGCUAGAUGCACUGCCCCUACUACGUCAGAAUCGGCCCUUUUACAAGGUGAUGUGAUUGCCAAUAUUAAUUCCACCCCUGAAGAUGAAGUAAAACAGCAGACCAGACCUUCAGAAGUUCUCCCAAUUUGUAUGUCAGAGGUGGUUGCUGACCCAGAAAGCUUGAAAUGCCGUGAAGGCCAGUCGUCAUACCCUCUUAGAGCCCUGAAAAUAGUUCCAAAGUAUCAUGAUAAUGGCUUUGGAAUAGCAGCCAAGCCAAAGGUCAAACCACACACAGUCAAAGAAGAUGUGAUAAAAACCAAUGACAUGUGUAGUGGAUAUGGUCGAAGUACUGAAUUCGAUAAUAGCCCUAUAAAUUUCCUUCCAAAUGAGAUAUUCUGCAUGAUAUUUUCAUAUCUCCCUCAGUUAGAACUGCUUAGGACCUGCUCUAGAGUCUGCCAUCGCUGGCGGUCCAUUGCAAUGACACCUACCUUGUGGCAAACAUUGUGCAUUCGUGGUCAGGAUGUUCCCAUUGAAAUUGUGCGUGGUUGCAUAAAACAAUCCUCUAUGUUGAAAUCUAUAACUAUUAAAGACAGGCAAGAUAUUGAUGCUAUAUUGCCAGUCCUGCAUCAACAAUCCAAGCGCUUAGAGUCUGUUAACUUAAUUAGAUGCCGACCUUGUGAUGCCUCCAAGAGGAACUUGCACGCAAAAUAUUUGUAUCCUUUCCUGAGGAAAGGACAACUACACAACCUAAACUUGAAGGGUACAGAUUACAAAAGUAGAAAAUUCUAUCAAAUGUUGAGUGGUUUGCCAAGUCUGGAAAAACUGAACAUAAGCUGUUCCAAAAGUAUUUCCCCUCAAAUACUGGUUGAAAUUGCAAAACAAAAAAAUCUCAAAGUUUUCAAGAACAAAUGGCACUCUAAUUCUAUUUACCAUGGACCUAAAUCAAUGACCAUACAACUGCCUGGUAAAAUUGAUGAAUGGUCCAAUGCAUAUUCUCAGCUUUUCCAUAAUGCUGGCAGAAAUUUAACAACCCUUGAGUUCUAUGCUGCUGGUAUAAGUAAUGCUGCUCUCUUGAGUCUCUCCAACUGCAAGAAAUUAAAGAAGCUUUUUAUUUAUAAUGCCAAUUGCUUCGGAAGUGAAAGCAUGGCAGCUGUUUGCAAUCUUCCAGAACUUCAGGAAUUACUGAUCCAUAAUGCCAAAUUAAAAGCAGUUGAUGUACUUGAUACAUUUCAAAAUGGUAAUUUAUCUGGACUUCAAUGUCUACAUCUUAAUGAAUGUGUCCAAAUGACCAGCAAUGAAGAUGUGUCUGCUGAUGCCUGUUUGAAGAUGUUGGCAGAAAAAUGUGCACAAUUGAAGCACCUUUCUUUUACCAAGUGUUGUAGUGUGUCUGAUGAUGGGGUGCAAUCAGUCUUGCGUAAUUGUCCCAAACUAGAAAGUCUAGACCUCAAUGGUGCCCAUGGUGUUUCUGGCCAGUCAUUUCUUGAAAUUCCCAAUCACACUCCACAUUUGAAGCUUCUGAUAACAGAAGAAAAUUGCUCUGAGCAAAAGAGUGAAGUUCUCAAGACUUUGAUUGAGAAACAUGGCAUCAAUGUUAGUACAGUUUCUACUUGGAAACACAGAUGUACUCCUCACCUUCUUUAACAGUAUUCAGUUUGUUAUUCUUAACUUUUUCAUUCUCAAUGUUUGUGAUUUAUUGGAAAUUCCUUGUGAUGGUGCAUAAUGCUUUAUGCAAUCUUAAAUUAUUUUUUUCAAAGGGAUCUUUGUGGUAUUAUUCAUAGAUUUAAUUUAUGAACAUUUGUCGUUUUUUUUUUUUUUGUAAGCUAAAGACCAAAACUAACUUUUAUUUAUUUAUACCUUAUGGAACAUACUUGCCUACUUUUAAAUUGUAUCCACAAUGGUUUUCAAGCAAAUUCUAUGUAUGUCAUGUCAAACAUUUGUGUGUCAGCAUGUGUUAGUUACUGUCCCCUCUCAGUUGAAUGCAAAACCUUAAAUCUGAAGGUCAAUCUGGCUUGAGCCAUGUGCUCAGCUUGGACCAAUAUGUUUAGGGUUGGGGAGGGAAUCAUCUGAAUCCAAAAGCUAUAAUCUGAAGGUCAAUCUGGCUUGAGCCAUGUGCUCAGCUUGGACCAAUAUGUUCAGGGCUGGGGAGGGAAUCGUCUAAAUCUGACGGAAAUUGUCAAGUUAGGUAACUUGCUUGGAAAAUUAUAGUUGAAAAUAUAUGUCAAAGUUGGA